Molecule: messenger RNA, 4086 nt
Organism: Erinaceus europaeus (western European hedgehog)
Lineage: Eukaryota; Metazoa; Chordata; Mammalia; Eulipotyphla; Erinaceidae
Gene: IPO9
Product: importin 9
Exons: 24
Coding region: 54-3179 (1041 amino acids)
Biological process (GO): protein import into nucleus
Cellular component (GO): cytosol; nuclear envelope
Molecular function (GO): small GTPase binding
Source: RefSeq, a predicted model, not a curated record
GUCAUUCAGUGGCGGGUCCCGGCCGCGGGGCUGGCGGGCUGGAGUGAGGGAAGAUGGCGGCAGCGGCGGCGGCUGGUGCGGCCUCCGGGCUGCCAGGUCCAGUGGCACAAGGACUGAAGGAGGCGUUGGUGGAUACGCUCACCGGGAUCCUGUCCCCGGUGCAGGAGGUGCGGGCGGCUGCCGAGGAACAGAUUAAGGUGCUCGAGGUGACAGAGGAAUUUGGCGUUCACCUGGCAGAGCUGACUGUAGAUCCCCAGGGGGCACUGGCAAUUCGACAGCUGGCAUCAGUCAUUUUGAAGCAGUAUGUGGAGACGCACUGGUGUGCUCAGUCAGAGAAGUUUAGGCCUCCUGAAACCACAGAGCGGGCAAAAAUUGUUAUCCGGGAGCUAUUGCCCAAUGGGUUGAGAGAAUCAAUAAGCAAAGUGCGUUCUAGUGUGGCCUAUGCAGUGUCCGCCAUUGCCCACUGGGACUGGCCUGAAGCCUGGCCACAACUCUUCAACCUGCUCAUGGAGAUGUUGGUGAGCGGAGACUUAAAUGCAGUCCAUGGAGCCAUGCGCGUGCUGACAGAAUUCACUCGAGAAGUAACAGACACACAGAUGCCACUUGUUGCUCCUGUCAUUCUCCCAGAGAUGUAUAAGAUCUUCACCAUGGCCGAGGUGUAUGGGAUUCGAACCCGUUCCCGCGCUGUGGAGAUUUUUACCACUUGUGCCCAUAUGAUCUGUAACAUGGAGGAACUGGAAAAGGGCGCAGCCAAAGUCUUGAUCUUUCCUGUGGUGCAGCAGUUUACAGAGGCCUUUGUUCAGGCCCUCCAGAUACCAGAUGGCCCCACAUCUGACAGUGGGUUUAAGAUGGAAGUCCUGAAGGCAGUGACAGCCCUGGUGAAAAAUUUCCCAAAGCACAUGGUGUCCUCCAUGCAGCAGAUUCUGCCUAUUGUCUGGAACACGCUGACCGAGAGUGCAGCUUUUUAUGUGAGGACAGAAGUCAAUUACACAGAGGAAGUGGAAGAUCCUGUGGAUUCCGAUGGUGAAGUCCUGGGCUUUGAAAAUCUUGUCUUUAGCAUUUUCGAAUUUGUCCACGCUCUACUUGAAAAUAGCAAAUUCAAAAGCACUGUUAAGAAAGCUUUGCCUGAGUUGAUUUACUACAUUAUCCUGUACAUGCAGAUCACUGAGGAGCAGAUUAAAGUAUGGACGGCCAAUCCCCAGCAGUUUGUGGAAGAUGAAGAUGAUGAUACUUUCUCUUAUACUGUCAGGAUUGCAGCUCAAGAUCUACUGCUGGCUGUGGCCACAGAUUUCCAGAAUGAGAGCGCAGCAGCCCUGGCUGCUGCAGCCACUCGACAUUUACAAGAAGCUGAGCAAACCAAAAAUAGCGGCACUGAGCACUGGUGGAAGAUCCACGAGGCAUGCAUGCUUGCCCUUGGCUCAGUGAAGUCCAUCAUCACGGACAGUGUGAAAAAUGGCAGGAUCCAUUUUGACAUGCACGGCUUCCUCACCAGCGUCAUCCUUGCAGACCUCAACCUCUCAGUGUCUCCUUUCCUCUUGGGCCGGGCACUUUGGGCUGCCAGCCGGUUCACUGUUGCCAUGUCCCCUGAAUUGAUCCAGCAGUUCCUCCAGGCAACAGUCAGUGGUCUCCACGAGACCCAACCGCCAUCUGUUCGCAUUUCUGCUGUGAGAGCCAUCUGGGGUUAUUGCGACCAGCUGAAAGUCUCUGAGAGUACCCACGUGCUCCAGCCCUUCCUCCCCAGCAUCCUGGACGGUUUGAUUCACCUAGCAGCCCAAUUCAGCUCAGAGGUCCUCAACCUGGUGAUGGAGACCCUGUGCAUCGUCUGUACAGUAGACCCAGAAUUCACAGCAAGCAUGGAAAGCAAAAUCUGCCCCUUCACCAUUGCCAUUUUCCUUAAGUACAGUAAUGAUCCCGUCGUCGCCUCGCUGGCUCAGGACAUCUUCAAGGAGUUGUCCCAGAUUGAAGCCUGUCAGGGCCCAAUGCAGAUGCGGCUGAUUCCCACUCUGGUCAGCAUUAUGCAGGCUCCAGCAGACAAGAUCCCUGCAGGCCUCUGUGCAACAGCCAUUGACAUCCUGACCACAGUAGUACGGAACACAAAGCCUCCUCUCUCCCAGCUCCUCAUCUGCCAGGCGUUCCCUGCUGUAGCACAGUGCACGCUCCACACGGAUGACAAUGCCACUAUGCAGAAUGGUGGUGAGUGCUUGCGGGCCUACGUGUCUGUGACGCUGGAGCAGGUGGCCCAGUGGCACGAUGAGCAGGGCCAUAAUGGGCUGUGGUAUGUGAUGCAAGUCGUGAGCCAGCUCCUGGACCCCCGCACCUCAGAGUUCACUGCAGCCUUUGUGGGCCGCCUGGUCUCCACCCUGAUCUCCAAGGCGGGACGCGAGCUGGGAGAGAACCUGGACCAGAUUCUUCGUGCCAUCCUCAGUAAGAUGCAGCAGGCGGAGACGCUCAGUGUCAUGCAGUCCCUGAUCAUGGUGUUCGCUCAUCUGGUGCACACACAGCUGGAGCCCCUCCUUGAGUUCCUCUGCAGCCUCCCGGGGCCUACCGGCAAGCCCGCCCUGGAGUUUGUGAUGGCCGAGUGGACGAGCCGGCAGCACCUGUUCUAUGGGCAGUAUGAAGGCAAAGUCAGCUCGGUGGCGCUGUGUAAGCUACUCCAGCAUGGCAUCAAUGCCGACGACAAGCGACUGCAGGACAUCCGUGUGAAGGGCGAGGAGAUCUACAGCAUGGACGAGGGCAUCCGCACCCGCUCCAAGACCGCCAAAAACCCCGAGCGCUGGACAAACAUUCCUCUGCUGGUCAAGAUCUUAAAGCUGAUCAUCAACGAGCUCUCCAACGUCAUGGAGGCCAACGCUGCCCGCCAGGCUACCCCUGCAGAAUGGAAUCAAGAUGACUCCAAUGAUAUGUGGGAGGACCAAGAGGAAGAAGAUGAGGAGGAAGAGGACAGUUUAGGUGGACAACUGUUAUCUGACAUUUUAGCCACAAGUAAAUACGAAGAAGAUUACUACGAGGAUGAUGAGGAAGACGACCCUGACGCCCUGAAAGAUCCCCUCUAUCAGAUUGAUCUGCAGGCAUAUCUCACGAACUUCCUCUGCCAGUUUGCUCAGCAGCCCUGCUACAUAAUGUUCUCAGGCCACCUCAAUGACAACGAGAGGCGCGUUCUACAGACCAUCGGCAUCUAGAAAAGAGCUUUUCCACGUCUGCUCCUCUGGCCCAGCCACAAACCAUCUUGCAGCCCUGCUGGCCUUGAGGUGUACAUUUGCUCUCAACCUAGAGUGGCCUCCUGAUGCUUGGCCAGGGGCCAUUGCAGAGUGACACUGAUAAUAAUUCAGAUAAAGCUCACCAGUGCUGUCUCUUAGGAAUGCUGGAACAAGGACAGUUCUCAAAGUCCCCCCGAAGAUAGACCAUCUCUAGAGCCCUUCUCCCCCCGCCCCCCAACUAUGCCCCUACCUCUAUUUCUAGAGUCUUCUGCUGGCCAGCUCAGAAACAUUACUACCCAGUAGGAUUAUGAAUUACUUUGUUCCAUCUCAGAAGCACAGGAAGUCACGACCAUUUCUAUCCUAAAAACAGACCUGGCUGCUUUCAUAGGACAUUGGGUGUUUUCAGUUAGGAAAACUCUUGAGAGACAGUUAAACUUCCUGCCCUCCCACACAGACGCUCUGGGUUCUCCAUAGGAACAAGAAGCAGCAGCUACCUUCUAAUCCUCUCCUGUGACCACGCCUGUUCCCCACCUGCAACACUAAGGCUCCCCUGCCAGAGGAAGUCGUCUUGUUUUUGCCUGGUUGCAUGACACAGCCCCUCCGCCCAAGCUAGUCCUCUGUAUACACGCACACACACAGUAAGCCAGACAGAUGGCAAUUUGUUUUUCCUUUUUUUAGAAAGAAAGUGGGAAAAACAGAUUUUUUUUUAAAAAAAAAAUGUCCUCCUGACCCAACUAUAUUUAAUAUUGCCUCUCCCACACAUUACCACAGUCUGAUAUUCAAAGGUCACCCUCUCUCCCUCAGGAAUCCUCUGAAGUGGUUAAGUUGUAGCCCUCAAAUUUGCAAUGUUGUAUUUUUAUAGGAGAGUAAAGUAAUCUUUACAAAUGAA